Messenger RNA from Paracoccidioides brasiliensis Pb18, 750 nucleotides. RefSeq lists its product as uncharacterized. The record is from RefSeq and is a predicted model, not a curated record. Gene Ontology annotation, biological process: (1->6)-beta-D-glucan biosynthetic process; cell wall biogenesis; fungal-type cell wall organization. The coding region runs from base 1 to 750 and encodes 249 amino acids. The transcript has 4 exons. Gene Ontology annotation, cellular component: extracellular region.
AUGAAACAGCAACAGCUUCUACUACUUACGCAGUUUGUGCUCGCUGCCUCCGCCACAAUUGAGUUCACAGCGCCUCCAGCUGGAUCUGUCUUGAAAGGCGGAAGUGUCCUGAAUGUUGAAUGGCGACAUUUGGGAAAUGAUACGGAGUCAUUGGCCUCUACUCUGUUUGAUCUUAAACUCUGCGCCGGGGGUAACCGGGAAGAUUCCUAUGAUUGUUUUAUGUUCAUAGCCAGAGGCAGAUCUUUUGGCCAGGGAAACUCCGUCUCUGUUCCAGUCCCCGCCAACAUUGGUGGAAACGAGCCCAACGCAUACUUCCUCCAAAUGAUAAUACACAUACCUCAAGACCCCCAACCCGUCAACUCCCAGCGCUUCACACUCACCGACAUGACCGGCUCUUUCGACCAAAAACUCUUAGUCGGCAUAGAAGACAUAUCCUCCACCACACACGGGCCUCCUACCUUUAACGAACUGCGCAAAAGACAAGCAAAUUUACCCUACGAGGAACAACAGGGUACCAUCUUGUAUGCGCCCCCGCCCGUUCAGCCACCGACGAGAAUCUCCCUCAAAACCGCUGGACCCUUGCACCCCACGAGUUCCUUUAAUAUUGCAACUUCUUACCUGCCCCCAGCGACUGUCAUGACGACCGUAACUGCUCUGCCUACGUUUACGGUGAUGAGCAUUGAGAAUACGGCUGCUCCAGCGCCUGUUGAUGAAGAGAUGCAGAAGUUUUUGAACAGGUGGAAAGAUUAA